Molecule: messenger RNA, 1563 nt
Organism: Aspergillus steynii IBT 23096
Lineage: Eukaryota; Fungi; Ascomycota; Eurotiomycetes; Eurotiales; Aspergillaceae
Product: sugar transporter family protein
Exons: 4
Coding region: 1-1563 (520 amino acids)
Biological process (GO): plasma membrane lactate transport
Cellular component (GO): plasma membrane
Molecular function (GO): secondary active monocarboxylate transmembrane transporter activity
Source: RefSeq, a predicted model, not a curated record
AUGACGGACACUCAGAUCGAGAAAGCAGACGGCAGCGUCUCGCCUAUGCCGUCCCAGUAUGAGACGCAGCAGGUCACCUUUACCAGCCUGGCAAAAUAUUUCGGGUCACGCCUGCCAACGCUGGUGCCGCCGAUGAACAAAGCUCCCAACCCAUUUGGCGCGCUUCGUCUCUUGAAUAGUCAACAAUGGCUUUUCUUCUUGGUCGCUUUCUUCGGCUGGUCCUGGGACGCAUUCGAUUUCUUCACCGUCUCGCUGACGACAUCCCAACUGGCCGAAUCAUUUGACAAGUCCAUCUCCGACAUAACCUGGGGAAUCACCCUGGUGUUGAUGCUCCGGUCGGUGGGUGCCAUUGCUUUUGGGAUUGCCUCGGAUCGCUGGGGCCGAAAAUGGCCCUUCAUCGUGAACAACGUCCUGUUCAUCGUGCUGGAGCUGGGCACGGGCUUCUGUCAGACCUACAAACAAUUCCUGGCCUGUCGGGCCCUGUUCGGAAUCGCUAUGGGUGGUCUGUACGGAAAUGCAGCGGCAACGGCACUGGAGGACUGUCCGCAGCAGGCACGCGGGAUCGUGUCAGGUCUGCUGCAGCAAGGGUAUGCUUUUGGCUACCUGCUUGCUGCUGCAUUCGCGCGCGCUUUUGUAGACACGACUCCUCACGGAUGGAGACCGCUCUACUGGUUUGGAGCUGGACCUCCCGUGCUGAUCAUCAUCUUCCGUCUGUUCCUCCCCGAGACCAAGACGUUCCAGGAGCGUCAGGCCACCCGCGAGAAUAACUUGGACGGGAAGACGUCGGAAUUCCUCGAGCAGAGUAAGGUAGCUGUGAAGCGUCAUUGGCUGCUCCUGGUAUAUUUGGUCUUGCUCAUGGCAGGGUUUAACUUCAUGUCACAUGGAUCUCAAGAUCUGUACCCGACACUGCUCAAGAGUGAGUUUGGCUUCUCUGCCAACGAGGUUACGGUCACGCAGGUUGUCGCCAACCUUGGAGCCUUGACAGGCGGCACCAUUUGUGGCUGGGCCAGUCAGAUCUUCGGCCGCCGCUUUUCUAUCAUCGUGAUCAGUAUCGUUGGUGGUGCACUUUUAUACCCGUACACCUUCGUCACCUCUACCAACGUGAUGGCCGCCGCCUUCUUCGAGCAGUUCUGCGUACAAGGCGCCUGGGGCGUGAUCCCUAUCCACCUGAUGGAGCUCUCACCCGGAGCUAUCCGCACGUUCGCCGUCGGUACUGCCUACCAGCUCGGAAAUCUGGUCUCUUCGGCCAGCUCCACGAUCGAAUCUACGAUCGGCGAACGCUUCCCGCUGCCCCCGACGAAGACGGAGGAGCAUCGAUACGAAUACGGCAAAGUGAUCUGCAUCUUCAUGGGCUGUGUGUAUGGCUAUGUCAUUCUAGUCACCCUUCUAGGGCCAGAGAAUCUCGGUCGGAACUUUGACGUCGCACACGACUCCGACAUGGCCGUGGUGGCAGCGCACCGCACGGGGGCAGAUGAAACUUGGACUCUGGAUAAUUUCAUUGCUGCCAUUGCCAACCUCUAUGUAUUUAUCGGCGCCAACGACAUCGACGGGAUCGAGGAGUGA